Prunus dulcis (almond) is the source of this 2728-nucleotide messenger RNA. Its product is annotated as pollen receptor-like kinase 3. The transcript has 2 exons. The record is from RefSeq and is a predicted model, not a curated record. Gene Ontology annotation, biological process: protein phosphorylation. Gene Ontology annotation, molecular function: protein kinase activity; ATP binding; protein binding. The coding region runs from base 207 to 2204 and encodes 665 amino acids. Lineage: Eukaryota; Viridiplantae; Streptophyta; Magnoliopsida; Rosales; Rosaceae.
CACAAACACACCCCCAACCCACCACCCAACAUGACACACCCAACUCCUCCUCCUCCCAUACACCCCAAAUUCAUGAUCAACAAAACGAAAUUAAGCAAACACAAGAGAACCUCAGAGAAGAACCACCACCCAUCUUUCUCUCCGAACAGCGGCUCGUUUCUAUCCGGUGGAGACGACGACCCAUUGUCCCCCUUCCCGGCUCGGCAAUGGCCGCUGUUCGCUUCCUCUUUCUCCUCCUCUUCUUCUCUUCCUCCCCCUACCUCUCCCUCUCCUUACCACAAGACCAAGAAGCUCUCCUCAAGUUCAAGAAAUCACUCACCCGUGCAGGUGCCUUAGACAAGUGGACCCCUGAUCAAAACUCAUCUCCAUGCAAAGCCCAAUGGACCGGGAUUGUUUGCUUCAAGGGCAGUAAUGUCAUCAGUGGUCUCCAUAUCUCCAACAUGGGUCUCUCUGGAAAGAUUGAUUUUGAUGCCUUGAAAGACAUUCCUACCCUAAGAACCAUUAAUUUCAUGAACAACAAUUUCUCAGGUUCAAUCCCAGACUUCCACACACUUGGUGCCUUGAAAUCCUUGCUCCUGUCAGGAAAUGGAUUCUCUGGUGAAAUACCAAAAGACUACUUUUCCCAUAUGAACUCACUGAAAAAAAUAUACCUCGAUAACAACAAUUUCACAGGCAAAAUCCCAGAGUCCUUGGGCCAAUUGAACAAGCUAGAAGAACUUCACUUGGAGAAAAACCAAUUCACAGGCUCUAUCCCCAAACUAAAACAAGGAUUGAACUCACUUGACUUGUCCAAUAAUAAGUUACAAGGUCCAAUCCCAGACAGCAUGUCCAAGUACAACCCAAAGGCAUUUGAAGGAAAUGAAGGGCUCUGUGGCGUGCCAUUCAAGUCAUCAUGUAAAUCCCCAUCUCCAUCCCCAUCACCAGCUCCAACCCCUGCCCCUUCCCUUUCCCCUUCCCCAUCAACCCCAUCAACCCCAUCACCAUCCCCACCACCUUCGUGGCCGUCCUCGUCAUCCUCAGACGUGGAUUCUAAAAGAACGACAACCAUCAUCAUAAUCAUCAGUGUCAUCUUGGGUAUCAUGAUACUACUCUUGCUGUAUGUGUUGUUUGUAGCAAAGAGGCGAAAGAGAGACGACGAUUUCGAUGUGCUUGGGAAAGAACAAUUGGAUGAUCAUCAUCAACGGGUGGUUGAAGUUCAUGUCCCAAGUAGCAACAACCGCAGUCUGGGCAGCACUAAUCAUAGCUUGGAGGUCCACCAAACCAGUAGCAAAAAAGGGGACUCUAAGAAGGGGUCAAAUCAUGGGAAAAAUGGCAUGAACGAGCUUUUGAUGGUGAAUGAUGAAAAGGGUUCGUUUGGAUUGUCUGAUUUGAUGAAAGCUGCGGCUGAGGUUUUAGGGAAUGGAGGGUUGGGAUCGGCUUACAAGGCUGUGAUGUCCAAUGGGAUGUCUGUGGUGGUGAAGAGGAUGAGGGACAUGAAUAGGUUGGGGAGAGAUGGGUUUGAUUCUGAGAUGAGAAGGUUUGGAAGAUUAAGGCACAAGAAUAUCUUGACUCCUUUGGCUUACCAUUAUAGGAGAGAGGAGAAGCUGUUGAUCUCAGAGUACAUUCCUACGGGCAGCUUGCUAUACCUUUUGCAUGGUGAUCGUGGCAUUUCUCAUUCGGAGCUGAACUGGCCCAUCCGUCUGAAGAUAAUCCAAGGAAUUGCAUGUGGAAUGGGGUUCAUCCACACAGAGUUUGCAUCCUAUGACCUUCCCCAUGGAAACCUCAAGUCAAGCAAUGUUCUGUUGAAUGAUGACUAUGAGCCAGUCCUAAAUGACUAUGCCUUGCAUCCCCUCAUCAACCCCAACAAUGCUGCUCAAACAAUGUUUGCUUUUAGGACCCCAGAGAUCACAGAGUCCCAGCAAAUCUCUCCAAAGUCUGAUGUUUAUUGCCUAGGGAUUCUAAUCCUUGAGAUCCUAACUGGGAAAUUCCCUUCCCAAUAUCUAACCAAUGGCAAAGGAGGAACUGAUGUGGUGCAAUGGGUGCAAUCAGCAAUGGCUGAGCAGAGAGAAGAAGAGCUGCUUGACCCAGAGAUAGCAAGUGAUGCAGACUCUUUGGAUCAGAUGGUGCAGCUUCUCAAGAUUGGAGCUGAUUGCACUCUCAGUGAUCCUGAGCAAAGGCUUGAUAUAAGGGAAGCCAUUAGGAGGAUAGAAGAGGUACAAGUAUGAGAGGCAUAUAGGCAUGCGUAUAUAUAUGGUAAUGUGCUUACUCAAUAUACUUCAAUUCAGAUGGGCUUUCUUUCAACAAGGUGAGAAAUUAAAAGGGCUAGAGGAGAUCAAAGCAACCACAGAAGCAAAGCAAUGGAAUUGAAUGAAAAAAUACUAGAUAAUUAAAAGUGAUAAAUUUCUAUACAGGUGCAGGUUUUUUUUCUCUUGCCAUAUAGGUGAGAAGAAAAGAAAAAGGGGUAGGAGGAGAGUGUUGGGUUGGAACAAAGGGAAGCAAAUGGAAUUUAGUGAAAAAUACUGAAUAAAUUAAGUCAUAUUUCUAUUCUGGAGGAAGUUUUGGUUCUUAGUUCUCUGAUCUAAUUCCUGAUCAUGAGGGUGUGAUACCCUUUUUUUCUUCUUCUUUUUUAAAUUAGUUGUACAUAGGAGGAUAUUCAGGUCACCAUAAUAAUUUUCUUUUCAAGGAAUACUAACAGAGAGACAUUCAUUCAUGUACAUAAAUGACAUACAUACAUACAUGUAUCACAUGA